GGAAGGGUCUGCGCAUGCGCACUGGGUUUGGCCGCUCCCUGCCAGCCGCUCGGUCCCUCAGUCCCAGGAUGUCUAAGAACACGGUGUCCGUUCGAUUCCGUAGGGUGGAUGUGGACGAAUAUGACGAGAACAAGUUCGUGGACGAGGAGGAGACAGGAGAAGGACAGCAGGGACCGGACGAGGGGGAGGUUGACGGCGCUAUCCGAGGAGGAAACAUGAUGGGCGCUCUGCAAGCUGCGCUGAAAAACCCACCUAUUCACGCGAAGAACCAGUCCGCUAAGGAUCGUGCUGAGAGUUUAGUGCUGAAAGUUCUUAUUUCCUUCAAACCUAACGAAAUAGAGAAAGCUGUUCAGUCGCUAGAUAAGAGUGGCGUUGACCUGCUCAUGAAAUACAUCUACAAGGGAUUCGAGAGUCCGUCAGACAACAGCAGUGCUGUCCUGCUACAGUGGCACGAAAAGGCUUUGGCGGUGGGUGGCGUGGGCUCUAUAGUCAGAGUUCUGACUGCCAGAAAGACAGUUUGAAUGUUCAUCUGGUCGUGAUACGGAAGAGCUGGUGCCAAGACCAAAUCUUUGUGCUACAGCCAAACUGUGCACAGCAAAUCCUUUAAUUAUUUGCUGCCAUGUUUCUAUUCUUCCCAGUAUUUCUCUUCAGCUUUCAUUUUUGAUACUUUCUGAAUAAUGCAGUACAUGUGAGUCAUGUGCUGUGUGGGUGCAGUGCUCUGUUUUGUAGGAGUGUUAAGUUAUGCAUAUGUCAAUACAUGCCAUGAAUGAGCUGGGCUCUCUAUAAGUAACACCCUCCCCCGACACAUAUAUACAGAUUGGAAAUUGAGGCAUUUGCAAUGCUCCCUCCACCUAUAUAAAUCUUCCUGCAAUUUAAACCACCUUUCAAAAUUCCCUUGGCCAUCAACAUGGCCUCUCCCUUUAAAUCCUAUAAAAUCAUGUCCUGCUUUACUAGGGUGACAUUUUGCAAUCUGUGGCUUUUCUAUCACUAAACAGAGAGACAUAUCUUGGUUUAGUUAGUUUAAUCCUGGUCGAACUUGGAUUUCAUUUGCUUUCAACUCCCUCAGGGCUCAAAUGUGUAAAAGGGAUAUCUCCUGCGAGAUAGCUGAAAGCGCUUUAUUUGCAAUUAAUAUGAUCUUGGAUAGCUUUGCACAAACCUACCUAAAGCUACAAAAAGCUGGGCUUUUCUGAUGCCAUGCAGUCAGGAUCCACAAAGUAACGUUGCUCUUUACCUAAGUUGUGGCUGACAUACGUUUGUAUUUUUUAGACUUUAGUCUUCCAAAUUGAUAGAAAUAUAUAAUAUAUAUAUGAACAAUAAAAUAAUUUUUGUGGACCCUCUCGACACACGGGCUGUUUAGUAGUGUGCUGUGGUAUGUUGGACAUAUACAGAAGAAAUUGACUAAAUUUGAGAAAAAAAAUGCUUGGGCACAGAAGAGAUGGUGGAAUCUAAUAUAUUGAAAGUGCAAUGUCCCUCGCAAGAGUCAUUCUUUUGGAUAUGUAAUUUAUUUUUUAAAAGUUUCAUACGUAAGUAGCAAAAUGUUCCUGUGGAAUAUAAUCUACUUGCACUGGACACGUUUAUACAAAGUAGCAAAUGUGUACCCAAAUCUCUUACUAUACAUUCAUUUUCUAAGCAAGGUACACACAUCAAUACAGGGCAGCGCAAUACUUGUGUUUGUAGUUCAUUCUCUGCUGUAAGUAGUAACACAAAUUUAACAGAAAAAUUGCUCUGAUGUAAAAUAAGUAUUCUUGUUUAAAAAAACAUUAUACUCCACUUUUCUUCCAUCUAGAAAUGGUCAUUUAAACAUGUGAAGCUUUCCCCUCACUAGAGCUCUGUGGGCUUUACUGAUUAGCCAGUCAGCAUGAAUACAGCAGUAUUAGUUGUACCUUUCCUGAGUUUCAGUUUAAACAUUUGCAUUGCCCUUUUUUCAUGCAGAAACAUGUUUAACUUAUAAUGGCCCCUGUUUCAUACAAGUGAUAAAACAUUUCAGACUACAAUGUCUCCUUCAUUUAAAAUGUCUUGUUUAAAUCUGCCAUGAUCAGUUCUGCAUUAACUGCUAAUAAUUUCUGUUAGUAACGUUAAGUCUGACAAUCCUCCAGAAGUAUUUCAAGUACACAACAGGAACACAACCUCUACUCAGUUUAGGGGAUGAAGAGAUUCAUAUUUAGCUCCAAGAUCCGAUCUAUUUAGGUAGGUACCUGUUAAGCCACUGCAGGUCUCCUCUUUUUCUGCAGAGCAGAUUACAUAAAGGGACUUGCCCAAGUUUUUUUUCAAGGACAGGUGGGGGGACGGCAUGCUGGAAAUAACCCUUCAACAAGUUUAUGCAAAAGGGUGAGGCCUUAUCCAGUACUGUGCUUGAGGGGCCCGUGCAUUACAGGGUCUCAUAGCACUGAAGAAGUUAAACUUUGCUAUGUUUUUUUUACAGAAUUAAUAAUAAAAAAAAAAAAGUUGAUUUGGA
This is a messenger RNA of Bombina bombina (fire-bellied toad), 2455 nucleotides long. It is a transcript of the gene ARPC5, whose product is annotated as actin related protein 2/3 complex subunit 5. Gene Ontology annotation, biological process: regulation of actin filament polymerization; Arp2/3 complex-mediated actin nucleation; cell migration. NCBI's taxonomy places the organism in Eukaryota, Metazoa, Chordata, Amphibia, Anura, Bombinatoridae. The coding region runs from base 15 to 521 and encodes 168 amino acids. The record is from RefSeq and is a predicted model, not a curated record. Gene Ontology annotation, cellular component: cytoplasm; actin cytoskeleton; Arp2/3 protein complex. The transcript is spliced from 4 exons. Gene Ontology annotation, molecular function: actin filament binding.